This is a messenger RNA of Protopterus annectens (West African lungfish), 1517 nucleotides long. RefSeq lists its product as uncharacterized. The record is from RefSeq and is a predicted model, not a curated record. The transcript has 6 exons. Bases 14 to 751 code for a protein of 245 amino acids. Lineage: Eukaryota; Metazoa; Chordata; Ceratodontiformes; Protopteridae.
UAAUGAUGAAUUCAUGACUUGGUAUAAGAACAAGAUAAAUGUCAAAAAUCAGCUAAGCCUUGUGCAAUCAGCACCUUACCUCAACAUAUGGCACUGUGUUCGUUAUCACCAGGAAUCUGGAAUUCGAAUAAGAAUUGCCCAAGCUUUUGGGACUGUUAAGGGACUAUAUGUGAAUGCAUUUGCAAGAAUCAUUAAAGGAACAGAAAGCAAAAAUUUACCUGAGCUGACAGGCCAGGGUGGAGAAGAUGAGAAGAUUUUCACCUGUAAGCUUGAUCUCACAAGUCUUCAGAAGUCACCUCAGUGGACUGACCCUUCUACGUUGUUGCAUCCAUACCUUGAUACAUACACAGUGCUAUUAGUGCAGUUGCUGAGUUUAGAUGCAGUUUACACCCGCGACCCGAGUGGGCAGAGGCCUGGGCAGGUGACAUCCCGAUCUGGAAAUGCACUUCAGCUUACUGCCAAAGGAAGGCUGACAUGGACUGUUAUUCCUCUCUUUGAUGGUAAAUAUGUGAGGAACGGACAACACAGAGCUCCAUUGUUCGAGGGAAUUCCAAGUCCUGAGUUUCUUGACUAUAUUAGAUCACAUCCUGUGAAGGAUGCCUUUGUUGAUGGAAUACAGAAAAAGGCACUGAAGAUCUCAAAGAACUAUGGAAGCCUUACAGUGGAAGUGUGGGAUGGUCAUUACUUUGAUGAAGAGCACUACACCUUACCCGAUGCAAUUCAUUUGUUCCACAAUGCCUACUGUCUGUGAGAGAUAUGACAUAUGGAACAACUACUGUAUCCCCAACAGUGAGUACAAGACCUGGAAAACCUAACCCACAAAAUGAGGUCAACUGUCUGACUCAAGUCAAAGAAGACCAUCCUAAGUGAGAAUACAAUGAACUCCACAAUGCUUUUGUAGUAGCUUUAGCAGAGUGGCUCUUCAAAUUUAUUUAUUUUUAUUUUAACAUUUGUUUACCGGGAAAAUCCGACUUGGAACAAAACUGAUUUUCAGCUGAGGCCCGGAGAGAAAUGCUCCAGAUGCAUGUUUUUGUAAUGAAUAACUUCUGCCCACUUUGAAAACUUCUGUCCACUUUGAAAAUAUAUAUCCACCACUACUAAUGCAUAACUAAAGCUCCAUUUGCUGUUGGCAGAGGCUCAAUCUAGUCAGUCUGUAUGGCUUGCCAUGGACCAUCUGCAGCCGGAAGUCUGCACAGUUGUGGCUUUUGACUGGUAGCAUUGUUUGCAGGUAAAUCAAACAUUCCUCCACUACUUUAGAAUACCUUUCUAACUGUGGAUUCCAAAAUUUCAGCCUUGCUACUUCCAGCAAUUUUGAAAGACCAACAUACCAUAAUACCUGAUAGUUUAACCUCAGUAACUGCGACAACAAUUUAUUUGUUUACAAUACAAAAUAUUUUUGGCACAGUAUUCUUUAAUACAGUGCUGCAAAACAUGUGAAUCUCCAUUAGUAGCCUGAUUUACAGACAGAUCUAAUAAAGGUGAUUGCACAAUUGACAUAUCAGCAUUCACAUCUGUUU